AUGAUCGCCAAUAUUCUACGAGCAUUCCGUCAGUGUAAAUCACGAUAUGCAGUGUCACAAAUAGAAUCAAAAAAGAUCUAUGAAACACAGAACUUCAUUCGAAAUUUCCGUGUUGUCGAUAAUCAGCGUAGAUUGAUGGAGCUCUCCUAUCAAAUCGAACCACGUCGGCGGAGGAAUUAA
Molecule: messenger RNA, 180 nt
Organism: Haemonchus placei
Lineage: Eukaryota; Metazoa; Nematoda; Chromadorea; Rhabditida; Trichostrongylidae
Source: the annotation of a GenBank genome assembly